This is a messenger RNA of Molossus molossus (Pallas's mastiff bat), 2581 nucleotides long. It is a transcript of the gene NEK5, whose product is annotated as NIMA related kinase 5. Lineage: Eukaryota; Metazoa; Chordata; Mammalia; Chiroptera; Molossidae. The transcript is spliced from 24 exons. Bases 74 to 2581 code for a protein of 835 amino acids. The record is from RefSeq and is a predicted model, not a curated record. Gene Ontology annotation, molecular function: protein kinase activity; ATP binding. Gene Ontology annotation, biological process: protein phosphorylation.
CGGCUGAUGCCCAAGGAAACGUUCCUUAGUCACACUGAGUAGUUGUUUAAAGAACCUUUAUGUUUUGGAAACCAUGGAUAAAUAUGAUGUGAUUAAGGCCAUUGGGGAAGGUGCCUUUGGGAAAGCAUACUUGGCCAAAGGAAAACUGGAUAGCAAGCACUGUGUUAUAAAAGAGAUCAAUUUUGCAAAGAUGCCCAUCCAAGAAAAAGAAGCUUCAAAGAAAGAAGUCAUUCUUCUGGCAAAGAUGAAACAUCCGAACAUUGUAACCUUCUUCAGUUCAUUUCAAGAGGACACCAGGCUGUUUAUUGUGAUGGAGUAUUGUGAUGGAGGGGAUCUCAUGAAAAGAAUCAAUAGACAACGGGGAGUGUUAUUUAGUGAAGAUCAGAUUCUGAGUUGGUUUGUGCAGAUUUCUCUAGGACUAAAACAUAUUCACGACAGGAAGAUCUUACACAGGGACAUAAAAACACAGAACAUUUUUCUUAGCGAGAAUGGAGUGGUUGCCAAGCUUGGGGACUUUGGUAUAGCAAGAGUCCUGAACAAUUCCAUGGAACUUGCUCAAACUUGUGUUGGAACUCCUUACUACCUGUCUCCAGAGAUCUGUCAGAAUAAACCCUACAACAAUAAAACGGAUAUUUGGUCUCUUGGCUGUGUUUUAUAUGAACUCUGCACACUCAAGCAUCCUUUUGAGGGUAACAGUUUACACCAGCUGGCUCUGAAGAUUUGUCAGGCACAUGUUGCCCCAGUGUCUCCAAGGUUUUCCUCUGACCUGCAGUCCUUGAUAUCACAGCUCUUUAAAGUAUCUCCCCAAGAUCGGCCAUCUAUUAAUUCAAUUUUGAAAAGGCCCUUUUUAGAGAAUCUUAUUGCCAAAUUCUUGACUCCUGAGGUCAUUCAGGAAGAAUUCAAUCACACCCUAAUACAUAAAGCAAGAUCAUCAGCUUCUCAGUCUGCUGGGAAGAUGGUCCAAGAUUGUAAAAUACAGAAAAUGAGAUUCCAGGGGAAGUUCCUACCAAGAUCAAGAAUAUCAGUGCCAAUUAGAAGGAAGGAUAUAAUAUACAGAAAUGAAUGGAGACCACCAGCUGGAGCCCAGAAGCCCAUAUCUAUGCAAAUGGUAGAAAGGCCCAAACAUGCUGGAGUGUGUGGCCAUUAUGAUUAUUACUAUGCUCAACUUGACUUGCUGAGGAAGAGAUACCAUGAGCCAAGUUACCACUGUGUUCCUCAUAAAGAUACUAGAGUUAAGGAGAAUUUUAAUCAGGAAGAAAGCCACAGUCAAUCACCAGGUCAAUGGCCUGCUGAAUAUCUUCAGAGGAAAUUUGAAGCUCAGCAAUAUAAGUUGAAAGUAGAAAGACAAUUGGGUCUUCGUCCAUCUUCUGCUGAGCUAAAUCACCAGAGACAAGGGCUAAGAAGUAAUGGAGAAGAACCUAGAUUCCAGGAGCUGCCCUUCAGGAGAAACAAAAUGAAGGAACAGGAAUAUUGGAAGCAGUUAGAGGAGAUUCGCCAACAGUACCACAAUGACAUGAAGGGAAUUAGGAAGAAGAUUGGGAGUGAACUGGAGGAAGACUCAAAAAUAAGUCAUAAAACCUACCUGGUAAAAAAAAGGAACCUGCCCAUCUAUCAAGAGACACCCGAGGAAGAAGCAACUGUGCAGGGUAUCGAAAGAGACUUGAAACAAAUUAGACUUCAGAAGAUACAGGAAAGUAAAAUUCCAGAACAAAAAUAUAAAGCUAAGAAAGGGGUAAAGUUUGAAAUUAAUUUAGACAAAUGUACUUCUGAUGAAAGUACUCUCCAAGAGGAAGAGGCCGUGGACAUACUAAAUGAAACUUUGACCUUUGAAGAUGGCAUGAAGCUUAAAGAAAAUAAAUGUAUAAAGGAGCAUGAGGAUUAUACAGAUGAAGCAUUUGAAAAACUCUGUUGCCCAGAAGCAGGUAUGUGCACCUUCAAAUUGUUCAUUCAGGAUGCUGCUGCUUCAGAAAACAGGAGACAGUGGGAUGCUGGAGCUCCUCAGACUCUGCUGCAGAUGAUGGCAGCGGUUGAUGUCAUCUCCACCUGCUCCACCAGGCCUGAGGAUGACCAAGCGAGGGUGAUCAAUGGCAUUCCAGAAAAUAGGAAACAGCGGCAGCAUGAAGCUCCAGCAACUAUAAUAAGUGUUUGGGCAACAGCACAUCUAACAUGUAGCUCAUUUUUUGCCAAAGAAGGGGAAUUUGCGAUGGGAACAUUAAAACAAUGGCUUCCUGAGGAAAAUCAGGGGAAGGUCGAAGUAGCCUCUGGCAUUGAAGUAGAUGAGGAACAACCAGAACCAAGAUCUGAUGAUGAUGAUACAAAUUUUGAAGAAUCUGAAGAUGAGUUGAGAAGCAAAGUAGUAGAAUCCCUGGAAAAACUCACUACUUCCAAAGAGAAGGAAAAAAAAGAAGAGUCUUCCAGUUCCUCUAAGGACACUGAAAAGUUAGGAGAAGGGAUAAGCAUGCAGAAAUAUGUAGAAUUGAAUGGUGGUUUGGAGAAUAUUUCUAUUCCAUCUAAAGGCAAACUUUUUAUUGUUGAUGAAGACCAAGGAACAUCAACAACCAGUCAAAAUACACAAGUGUGA